Nycticebus coucang (slow loris) is the source of this 2488-nucleotide messenger RNA. It is a transcript of the gene AIM2, whose product is annotated as absent in melanoma 2. NCBI's taxonomy places the organism in Eukaryota, Metazoa, Chordata, Mammalia, Primates, Lorisidae. Gene Ontology annotation, biological process: activation of innate immune response; cellular response to interferon-beta. Gene Ontology annotation, molecular function: double-stranded DNA binding. The record is from RefSeq and is a predicted model, not a curated record. Gene Ontology annotation, cellular component: AIM2 inflammasome complex.
UGUAUUUUUUAUUCAAUACUCUCUUCUCUUGGAGUGUUACUGAAAUAAAGAAAUGGCUUUUAUAUACAGUCUUAUGUUUAGAAACAUUAUUGAAUUAUUUUUAAUAUUUGCCAUAUUGGUUUGGAUAUUAUACAUAGAUGUAUUGGCAACAAGAUGGAGAAAUAGAUUAAUGGGCAGAAUAAAAACUCGAGAAUAGGCCCACUAAGAUUGGAAAACGAAUUUUCAACAAAGGCACAAAAGCAAGUCUUUGAAAAACAAUAGUCUUUUUAAUGUACGAUUCUGGGAAAAGGCACAUGUUUGUGGAAAAAAAGAAGUGCAUUAUACAUCCCACCACACACAAAAUAAUGUAAAAUAAAUCAUAGAACUUAAAAUGUACAAAAAUGAAACUAUAAAAUUUCUAGAGGAUAACAUAGGAGAAAAUCUUGAGAUUGGAAAAGAUUUCUUAAAUAUGACAUCAAAAGCAUGUCCAUGAAGGAACAAACUGAUUAAUUAUACUUCAUUAGGUGUUGUAUAUGCCAAAAAAUGAUCCAAUUAUAUGCUUCAAGUGUAUGCACUGUGUUGUAUUUGUGUCCCAAUCACUCUGUCUAAAGAUAACAAGAGAAUCUGUCCUGUUCUCUGAGAAUUCCAGAGGCAUUGCAUACCCUAUGAAGACACGCUUACCAAGAGCAGUGACCAUCUUCAUAAAAGGGUCUUGCUUCUAUUUCAUUGAAAUCUCUUCCAUUGUACUGAAAACAUUUUGUUUACCUUCCCUUUAAAUUAACAACUCAUUUUGUUUUAUUUGGUUUUUAAUCUUGUAUGUUUUGAUUUCUUGUAGGCUGAUCCCAAAGUUGUGAGAUGGAGAAUCAAUAUAAGGCGAUCCUGUUGCUGAAAGGCUUGGAUCUCAUUACCCAUGAGGAACUGGAUAGGUUUAAGUUCUUUGUUCCAGAUGAGUUCAGUAUGCCUGGGGGCAAACUAGAAACUUCAAGCAGGACAGAGGUAGCUAACUGGAUGAUUCAAAAUGCUGGUGUGGUGCCCACGGUGAUGAAGACCAUUUGUAUUUUGCAGAAGUUGAAUUACAUGAAUGGGGCAAAAUGUCUUCAGGAAGAGAAGGAGAAAGUUACCAAGCAGUACAAAUCAACCAAAAAACCAAAGACUACUCAAACUGGAACUGGUCCUGUUGCCUCUGCAGAUGUCAGAAAUGAGGCCUUGGCACAAUGCGCUGCACCAGAUGUCUCUCCUCUCAAGCCUGUACAGAAGCAGACGGUGGCCCACCAGGAAUCUGUCCAAGAAGGAGAGUUGCAGAAAGGCCCUUUGACAGUCUUGGUUCUGAAAGCAAUGGAGCCCUUUGAGUGUGAGACCCAAGAAGGCAACCGAGAGAUGAUGUUUCAUGCUACAGUGGCUACGGAGACAGAAUUCUUUUUUGUAAAAGUGUUCAAAACACAGCUAAAAGAUAUAUUCACCCCAAAGAGAAUAAUUGUGAUGUCAAAAUAUUAUUGGCACAGUGGUUUCCCGGAGGGGACUAGUACCUUGCUUAUGUCUGAUGCUAAAUCUAACCAAACGAUCUGUGUCCAGAAGAACAUUAGGAGAAAAGCUGGUGAAACCCCAAAGAUCAAGCUUCAAAGUCAGCCCAUUGGAACAAUGGUGAAUGGGCUGUUUGUAGUCCAGAAAAAAACAGAAAAGGAGAAUGGUAUAUUAUUUAACAUAAAUGACAACACAGGGAGCAUGAAAGUAUUGGUGCUUGGAAAACAGGACACAAACUUUGAGGAAGGGGAUAAACUUCAGCUUACAUUCUUUGAGCUGUUAAAAAGUAGAGGAAAACUACAGCUGAAAUCUGGAAUUCAUAGCCACAUAAAGGUUAUUAAAACCAAAAAGAAAUGAGAAGGACCAAUUCAAGAAAACGUGAUCCAGCUUCUUCCACCAGCUCGUGAGGGAGCUGAGAGCAGCAGUUCACAGGCUCUUCCCCCACAAAAAUAGGAUUACAAGGGGAUGAUUCCUGGAUAAACAACUCCAAAAUUAUCAACAUAUUAUCACAAUAAAAGUUAAUUUCUCAUUCAUCACAGCCUUAUGGUCUGGUUUAGUUUGCCAAUCUCCGGUCUCAAGCUGAGAGACUAGCAAUGUAUUGGGUGUUGAUAGCAUAUUUGAAAGUAAAUAUAUCUGAGAGUUGGGGAAGAUGGCAGAUUAGAAGCAGCCCAUGCAUGUACCACUCUUAAGGAGAGGAUCAGAAGUUUUAGGCAGAUUCCUACCUACCGAUGGCUCUUCUUGGAAAGAACAUUGUAAAACCUGCAGAACCUGCAGAGUAGUGAAGAAGUGACACAGAACCUGCAGAGUAAAGGAGACGGUAAUGGGGUGAUUCAUUCAGUAAGGUUGAAGUUAUCUGUGAGGAAGCAUCCACCACGGGAAGGGUCAGAAGAUAGAGCCCUGGGGCUCCAGGCUCACCUCCUCACCUCUCAGGCAUGGCGGCCCCAGCUCUGAGGGGGUCCCUCCACCACCACAGACCUCUGGGCUGAUC